AUGACAGGCUGGGACAUCAUUAUGCUGCAGGUGCAGGGGCCGCUAACGGUCCCGCGCUCGGUGCUCUGGGUGAAGCGGCAGCGCUGCGCCGUCUGCCUGGAGCCCGCGCGGGCGCUGCUGCGCUGGUGGCGGAGCCCCGGGACCCGGCCCUGCACGCCCGGCGCGGAUGCCUGCUCCGUGCCAGUGUCUGAGAUCAUCGCCGUGGAGGAAACAGAUGCUCAUGGGAAGCACUCCGCCAGUGGCCGUUGGCAGAAAAUGGAAAAACCGUUCGCAUUCACAGCUUCAAGACCAAAGCACCUGCUGGUAUUUAUCAACCCAUUUGGGGGAAAAGGCCAGGGUAAGCGGAUCUAUGAGAGAAAAGUGGCACCACUAUUCACCUUGGCCUCUAUCACCACUGAGAUCAUCAUUACGGAUCACGCCAACCAAGCCAAGGAGACUUUAUAUGAGAUUAACAUAGACAGCUAUGAUGGCAUCGUGUGCGUCGGCGGGGAUGGUAUGUUUAGCGAGGUGUUGCACGGACUGAUUGGGAGGACGCAGCGGAGCGCUGGCAUCGACCCCAACCACUCCAAAGCUGUGCUGGUCCCCAGCACCCUCAGGAUCGGCAUCAUCCCUGCAGGGUCCACAGAUUGUGUGUGCUACUCCACUGUGGGCACCAAUGAUGCAGAGACGUCGGCUUUGCACAUCAUUGUGGGGGACUCUCUGGCCAUGGACGUGUCCUCCGUGCACCACAACAACACUCUGUUGCGUUAUUCGGUUUCCCUGUUGGGCUACGGCUUCUAUGGGGACUUAAUUAAGGACAGUGAAAAGAAGAGGUGGAUGGGGCUCAUCAGAUACGACUUUUCGGGGUUGAAGACCUUCCUUUCUCAUCACUGUUAUGAAGGAACAGUGUCCUUCCUCCCAGCACAGCACACGGUGGGCUCUCCACGGGACAGGAAACCCUGCCGGGCUGGGUGCUUCGUGUGCAGACAGAGCAAGCAGCAGCUGGAGGAGGAGCAGAAGAAGGCCUCGUACGGCCUGGAGAAUGCCGAGGAGGUGGAGGAGUGGCAAGUUAUCAAUGGGAAGUUUCUGGCCAUCAACGCCACGAACAUGUCCUGCGCUUGUCCCCGGAGCCCUGGAGGCCUGUCCCCGGCCGCCCAUUUGGGAGAUGGGUCUUCUGACCUCAUCCUCAUCCGGAAGUGCUCCAGGUUCAACUUCCUGCGAUUCCUCGUCAGGCACACCAACCAGUAUGACCAGUUCGACUUCACUUUUGUUGACGUUUAUCGAGUCAAGAAAUUCCAGUUCACAUCGAAGCCCACGGAGGAGGAGGACAGCAACCUCAAGGAGCGCGGGAAGCAGAGGUUUGGGCACAUCUGCAACGACAGCCCCAUGUGCGGCCUCUCAGCCUCCAGCAGCUCCUGGAACUGCGACGGGGAGAUCCUGCACAGCCCCACCAUCGAGGUCAGGGUCCACUGCCAACUGGUGCGCCUGUUUGCAAGGGGGAUUGAAGAGAAGCCUAAGCGAGACCCUCACAGCUGAGAAGCCGUAACAUGUCAUCCACCUUGAGCUUGGGGAAUGUGAAAAUUAUUUAAGAAAAUUUCGACAGACCAAUUACGUUGAUAUAGCCAUUUAAAUUUAGAAAUUUAUUUUUGAUAGGUAAAUCUUGGUUUUAGAAGACAGCUCUGUCAGUGUCCUACACGUGGUGUCCUCAGUUCUAUGCAGAUCUGAGUUGCAUUUCACGUAACUGGUUCUCAGCAAGCACUUGCUGGAUUGAGGGCAUUGGUUGGUUAGAUUUUCUUGCUAUGCCAACUGUGCAAAUUUCAGAGCAGCCCAUUACUGACUCUACUGCAAUAAUUUUAGGGACAUUGUAUUAUGACUACUUCCUAGAAACAGGUUAUACCAUCUAGACACGUGAUCCCCUUUGCAAGAUUUUAUUCUGGAGUUGUUUGUGACCAGGUGGGAAAGCAGAUGGUUCUCUGUGCCAUCACUUCCUACAUAUCUUCAUUUAGGAUCAGGACAUUGCUGUGCAGUCCUUAACCACACACUGCAAACGUAAUGCAGCAUGGUCCUGUGCACAGCGGUGUCGCACCACAGCAAGAAGAUGCUUGGACCACCACCUCGUCCUCAGGAUCCCCAUGUUCGCUUCUGUCUCAGCCGCAUCCCGUAAGACAAUCCAACAAAGCACCCACUGGGGGUUCAUUCUACCAACCCAACGGCGUUCACACCCUGGCCAGGGCAGUCCAAAGCACUGGCAAACGAGGCUCUAGCCAGAAUUAAAGUGUUUGGCACAAAUGGGUUUUAUGGGGGGAUGGGGCAGCCAGCAUACACAGAGGGCACUUUGUGAAUACUGCAUCUGCCUCAAUGUGAGCACCACCAGCAGGGUGGUGGACCAUCCCGGGUCAUCCCCAGGUACUUUGGUGUGGGCUCCCAGUCUCCUCACAGCCCACAUCAGUUUUUCCUUCACCCUGGGUUCCACGUAUUUAUUGAAAGCGUCGUUGUCUAUCAGGAGGGUAUGACCAACGUCUUGUCUCCCUGAAGGGGCUGCAGCUGCUUCCUGCUGAAGCCCUGGGUUCAUGACCAGUUUCCUCUGAAGGCAUUCCUGACCCAGGGAUUCUGUAGUGGCGUGCUACAGCCCAAGCUGUGUCUCCAGACUGAUCAUAUGGGAAGAUGUAUGUAAGAGUUUUAUGUACAGUUCUAGAAGAUGCAACUUAAACUUGACUUGCAAAGUGGGGGGGCACUGACGGUUACAAGGGCACGUUUUAUGUUCUGUCACUGGGGUGUGCAUCUCACAUGGACCACUCUGUUUCACAGGCAGCACCUAUUUCUAGGAUCCCUUGAUUUAUAUUUUGAAGCAUACAUGAAAUCCCAUCCAGACACAAGGGAAGCUGUUAAAGGCGGCUCUGUAGGGACCAUAUUACAGGUAAUUGGACAGUGGAGCCAUUUCAUAAUUGUCGAGUUAAAAACCUGCGUAGAAAGAGUAACAAGCCCAGCAGUUUCUAUUCUGGUCUGUUCCUGGAUGGACAGAACCCAAAGGUAUAGGAAUGGCAGUUUGGGGGAGUGGGCAGCCCUGGAGCAGCAUCGGGGUGCAGGCACUCGGGUAGCCGCCUCACUGCCUGCUCACCUCCAGCAUUCCAGAGGGACUCAGGAGAGCCUGAGGCAGCUGUGGCAUCCCUGGCUCUCAGGACCUGUGCUCUCCCUGAGAAUUCAGUCUUUAUUAGCCCUGCUAUGUGUUGCCCAUGCCUGGGUUCUCCCCAGCCACUGCCAGUCCAGGAGGAGGGAUCUGGGUCUAGGAUGCUCUGGUGAUGAUCUAUAACAGCUGCAGGCAAUGUUCAAAAUCACAAACCUUGGAGCUAUCAGAUGCCACGAGUGUGGACACCCAGCAUCCCCCCGACACCUGUGCAGAGGAUGGGAGGGGCCUUUGACAUCCCCAAAGAGUGGGCUGCAGUUUCUGUGAUGCUUUUUAGAUACCAACCCCGGCGCUUUAGGGAUUUUAGGAGAUAAAGAGUGAAGGUUAGUGGCAGCUCAGGAUCCCGUAGGGGCUAGACCACAUUUAACUUAACUGUGGUUCACAAGUGCACAAGUUAGGUGGCAGUCGUGUGGUAACUUACUGUUCAUGGGGAUUAUGCAGUGGGGAUGGGCAGUGGCCUGUUCCCCAGAGUUGCUCUGGUUCUAGGUAUAAUUUCCUGGAACCGGGAACACUGACUGGAGAAUGGCCCCAUAUGCCUUCUUGUCUUGCUGGCUUCAAGAUCAGAAAAUGGCAUAUUUGAUAUGAUAUGUUUGAGAAGACAAAAAAUAAAGUGACUCUGGGCAGAAUUUGCCUUUUCUUCCUCUUA
Molecule: messenger RNA, 3809 nt
Organism: Nannospalax galili (Upper Galilee mountains blind mole rat)
Lineage: Eukaryota; Metazoa; Chordata; Mammalia; Rodentia; Spalacidae
Gene: Cerk
Product: ceramide kinase
Exons: 13
Coding region: 1-1515 (504 amino acids)
Molecular function (GO): kinase activity
Source: RefSeq, a predicted model, not a curated record